Molecule: messenger RNA, 383 nt
Organism: Colius striatus (speckled mousebird)
Lineage: Eukaryota; Metazoa; Chordata; Aves; Coliiformes; Coliidae
Product: tetratricopeptide repeat protein 38-like
Exons: 4
Coding region: 24-383 (119 amino acids)
Source: RefSeq, a predicted model, not a curated record
GCGGGUGGCAGCAGAGCUGCGUGAUGGCGCCGCUGAGGGACUGCAAGGCCUGGCAGGAUACUGGACUUGCCCUGUCCACAACUAGCAAUGAAGCCUGUAAGCUAUUUGAUGCUGUGCUGACACAGUAUGCAACCUGGUCUGAUAAUGAGAGCCUUGGAGGUAUUGAGGGAUGUCUCUCCAAGUUAAAAGAAGCAGAUCCAAAUUUCACAAUGGGACAUGUCAUUGCAAAUGGCUUGGAGCUGAUUGGCACUGGAAGUUCAGUGAGGCUCAACAAAAAGCUGGAGGGUGCAAUGAGAACGAUGCUGAUGCUUUCAAAGUCACAGCCACUGACUGAGAGGGAGAAGCUUCAUGUGUUAGCGCUGGAGGUGUUUGCCAGGGGGUAA